Aspergillus welwitschiae is the source of this 792-nucleotide messenger RNA. RefSeq lists its product as uncharacterized. The transcript is spliced from 5 exons. The record is from RefSeq and is a predicted model, not a curated record. NCBI's taxonomy places the organism in Eukaryota, Fungi, Ascomycota, Eurotiomycetes, Eurotiales, Aspergillaceae. Bases 1 to 792 code for a protein of 263 amino acids.
AUGACGCCGAGUGCUGGCCAUUGUCCCAGAGACCCGGACAUCCUUGUCAUGGAGGGGUGGGGACAAGGAUUCCUGGUGGGCUCCCUUGUUGUCAUGAUUGCCAUCACCGCGGCCAACAUGAAAAAAGGGAUGCUCUUGCACAAACGCAUCGUGGCAGAGCUUACCCUGGCCCUCGGGCACGGAACGUUCAUCUUUCUCCAUGUGCCUGCCCAGGGCUGGUAUCUUUCGGCCACGGCCGUCGGCCUCACGAUUUCGCACACCCUCCACAACGUGAUUACAUGGAUGAAAAUAUGCGGAUUCUUCACCCCUUGGGGCGCGCGACUCUAUCUGAUCACCCUGCUGGCGGCCCAGCCGUACUGGGUCGUCGAAAUCUAUGGCAAUUUCGCCUUUUUCAAUCGGGGCCAGGUCUUAUAUACCACCACUCGGCCACGAGCCGCUGUUCCGGUGUGGGACCCUUGGUGGAUCUUCACUACUUGCCUUCUCCCGUACAUCAUCCAACGGGGUUAUGGGUGCUCGCUGGUGCAACUGAUCCGCAUUAGCCCACGCUACCCCCCGGGGAUGGAGCCGUUUUGGAAGUUGACGUUUGUUUUCAAAUGCCUGAGCGACACCAUCAUCUUGAAUGACUACGGGGGCGCCCUGGAUCGACUGCGCUAUCACUACCACCCGGACGGUGUGCCACCCCAGGAGGCCACGCGCGCUCGCGGUCGGAGCACAAACCGGCUUGUGGACAGUGUACCUGAAGCGUCUGUCAAAUGCCCUGAUCCAGUAUGUCGUCCACCUGACAUGGUGUAA